Molecule: messenger RNA, 1314 nt
Organism: Saccoglossus kowalevskii
Lineage: Eukaryota; Metazoa; Hemichordata; Enteropneusta; Harrimaniidae
Source: RefSeq, a predicted model, not a curated record
AUGCAUAGAUUGGCGACAUUUUGUAUUCGCGAACCAAGGCUAUUAAUUUCGCCGUGCGAAAUGUAAUUAUGUGUUAUACAAAGUCAAGUGAUUAACAGCUAAUUAUUUUAUAUCUCUACCGGCUACUAGAUUGUAUGCUGUAAGGAGAAACCGACGACGUUGAUUACUAACAAACCAGACGACCAAUUCACUUCAGUGACCUUGGUUGGCCCAGUCGUUGUCUAAAGCGCCGCGGUGAAGUAAACAGACAGUGAAAAGGCACAAUGGGUGCAGGCGACAGGGGACGGCGUGGCCAUCGGCAUCACCGUGCACAUCGGAAUAGGCAUCGUGCCCAUCAUGCUGCUGCACACCGUCGUCGUCGUCACCACCACCACCACAGAAGAGCUAAUCGACUUGGAUUCAUACACCGACCUGGACAUGUUGUAGCUGGCAGUGGAGCGUCAAAUGGCGGUGAUCAGGGUGGUGUAUCGGUAUCUAAUGUGUCUUGUCGUAUGUGUGCGCUUAUAAUGAUCAUUUCAGGAGCAAUGAUGUGCUUACCAGGGGCAGUAUUUACGGGAUUAAGCCUAUUCGGAACUGGGAUAGGGCCAGUAUUUUUGGGUCUGGGGUUUGUGUUGUUGAUUAGUGGUAUUGCGUUAUGUUAUUUCACAGUUGCUAGAGGAAAGAGACAACCAAACGUAGCAUAUGUUGGUGAGCAACCAGUGCAGCCAGUCGAGGUCGGUAUUGUACAACAACCCACUGUACACGCUGGAGUCUCUCCGAAUCAACCACCUGGUACAUACCCACCACAACCAUAUCUAUCACAGCCCACUGUACAGACUGGCUUCACUCCGAAUCAACCACCUGGUACAUACCCACCGCAACCAUAUCUAUCACAGCCCACUGUACAGGCUGGAGUCUCCCCGAAUCAACCACCUGGUACAUACCCACCACAAUCAUAUCUAUCACAACCCACUGUACAGGCUGGCAUCACUCCGAAUGAGACACAUGGUGCGUACCUACCACAACCAUACCCAGCACAUGUAGUCUAUUCUCCAAACCCACCACCUACUGGUGUAUAUCAGGGAAAUUACCCAGGGUAUCCUGUCACUGGUGCUUCCAUGCAACUGCCGGAUAGUAGUGCAUCACUAGAAGGCCAUGGACAAUCAUAUAACACUCAGUAUGGUGGCUUUGAUGGAGAAAGUGCAUCUGAAACUCAGGUAGCGGCAGAAGCACCACCGCCAAGCUACGAUGAAGUUGUCAAAAGAUAAGAUUUCUAUUACAACUCUCCUAUUGCUUCUACACCAACACUGAAUGCUCCAUUACAGAACUUUGUGG